CAGAUAUCUAAUAUACUGCUAUAAUAAUUUAGGUGUGUAUUUAGUGUGUACAUAUUAUAUUUAUUGUGGAAUUGUAAUUUGUAACAGUUUAUCAACGUUUUAUAUUCUAAGUGGAUUAAUGAAACAUUGUUUAUCCCUUUUAUUGAACAAAAUUCUACAUAUAAGUGUGUUUUACUAGUAUUAUGAACUAUGGAUUGUCCACAUUUAUUAGGUAACUUAGAUUCAAACAAUAUACAAAACAUUGUAGACAUCGUGACUUCAAAGGGAUUUGAAUGUUCAGAAUGCAGCGAAACCAAGCAGAAUUGGCUGUGUCUAAAGUGUGGUGUUGUGAGCUGUGGCAGAUAUGUAAAUGGCCAUGCAAAAUAUCACUCGGAAAGUUUUGACCAUCAAAUAUGUAUGAGCUGUGAUGUAUACUCAGUUUACUGCUAUAAGUGUGAUGAAUAUGUUGCAAAUGAUAGUGAAGAGCAAAUUAUUAAUAAAAUAAGACAAUGUAUUAUGCCUAUAAACAAUAAAGGAAAUCCAAUAAAUAAAAAUGAAACUACUGAACACAAUACUAUAACUGAAUCUGCCCAAACUGAAACAUUGGUUUUAAAAAGUAGUGGAGAUCCAAGUGAAGACUCAAACCUAGAUAUCUCAAGUGUAGUAAAUGCUUCUAUAGAUUCAGUUGAAACCUCUGAAGAUCAGGAUGACAGGUUGUCCAAGAAUCCUGAAGAAACAAUAAGAAGUCUGCGUCCAAGGUCUAGAAAACGAUCACACUCAGAUGAUAACGCAACAGAUGCCAUACAGUCAAAUAGUAAAGAAAAAAGGUUAUCUUCCACGAAUGGAAAAAAUCAUAAAGAAAAGAGAAUAGUUGGCUUAAAGAAUUUGGGGAAUACUUGCUUUAUGAAUGCCGUCCUGCAGAGUUUAAAUAAUAUACAAGAGUUUAGUUGUUACUUUAGUCAGUUACCAUCUCUGGAAGUUAAGACAAAUGGUAGGAAGAUUUACCAUUCCCGAAGUUAUUCUCGUCAAGAAAUGCAUGAUGUUGUCAUGGCUGAGGAACUUAGAAAGGUGUUGAUUAAUUUAAACAAUGGCGGGUGCAGUUCAAAAGGAGCGAUUUCUCCUGAGUGCCUAUUCUUAGUGAUAUGGAAAGUGGUGCCAAGGUUUCGUGGAUAUCAACAACAAGAUGCUCACGAGUUCCUUAGAUAUAUGCUUGAUCGGCUUCAUACGGAAUUGCUACAACUACUUCCACCCGAAAAGGCGGAAGGGGGCUUUGUACCACGUGUUCCUUCCACGUCCAUAGUUACAGCUGUCUUUGGAGGGACUCUGCAGAGUCAGGUGUGCUGCCUCGUCUGUGGGACGGAGAGUAAAAAGUUCGACCCGUUCCUGGAUCUAUCUUUAGACCUACCAGAGUGUGGAAGACACGACGCCCCUGUAACCUUAACCGACUGCUUAGCGAGCUUUGUGCAGGUGGAAGAGUUAGCGGAUACAGAACGUUACUUCUGCAGCAGCUGUAAAUCCAAACAAAAGUCCACCAAACAGUUCUGGAUUCGGCGCCUUCCCAACGUACUUUGUUUGCAUCUCAAAAGAUUUCGAUGGCACAAUUAUUUCAGGACGAAAGUGGACACGGCGAUAUCUUUUCCCCUAAAUUCCCUGGACAUGUCCCGUUUCGUGUUGGCGAAUGUCCCGGACACGCGUCGUUCGGGGCGCGGGAACUAUCUUUAUGACCUCGCCGCUGUCAUAGUACAUCAUGGCUCGGGCGCUGGCUCGGGCCAUUACACGGCGUUUGCUAUCAACGAGGAGCAAUGGUUCCAUUUCAACGACCAAACCGUGAGGCCGACAGAUGCCAACGUGGUUGCCUCUUGUAAGCCCUACAUCAUGUUCUACAUUCGCCGUGAAUUUUCCCUCCCUUCGACCACUUGACCGAAUAAACGGACUUUUGAAUUAUUCUGACACUUUGUUUCCGUCAGAUUUGUGCCUAUUUAUGCCCCAAUGUUUGGGUUAGAAAAUUUGUGUCUGAGUGUAUGUUUUUGAUUGAAUAAUUUUUCGGGUCGUUCCGUUGUAUUGUAUAAGGAAAGGAGUGCUUUUGAAUCAAGAAAUAUUACAUAAAGAAUUAACUAUGAUUAUAUUUUUACGGAUUUAAUUAGCUUGAUUACAGGUAAAAAAUAUAUAUUAAAAAACGCAUUUUAUAUAAAUAAUAAGUUAACUUUAUCGAAUCAAGUACCGUACGCGAUUUUCAGCCGUUUUUUUAGAGAAAACUUUUCUACAGUGUCUACAUAUGAACUCGUAUUUCCUUUAAAAUAAAUUUAAAUUUUAUCUAUCAAUUAAAGCUAGUAAAUAAAUACUUUUUAAAAUUAAAGUGAUUUAUCGCAAUUAAUUUUGGUAAAGUGUUCUUUUUAUUGAAAUAAAAUAAAUGUAAACAGUUAAAUUUACUCGUUUAAAAAGUUUAUCUCAAUUCCCCCCCCCCCCACCGAUAUAAAUAUUUAUUGCUUAAGGGAAAAAAAUACGCAUUUCGAUCAGGUAACACUGUAAGCUAUACUAGCUUCGUUUUAAAGUAGAUGUAAGUUUAGGUAUAAGCUUAGGAAGAUCUCGUAUACAAGUCUAAGAAUUCCACACUUCAACAUCAUUUUAAAAACAGUUAAAAUCAUUAGAAAGUACUGUUAAGAAAAGGGCUGAAUAAGGUUAAAAAGUGAUGACUGAUUUAGUUUUGUGAUUUAAUUGUAAAAUUUAGUCUUUAUUAUUCCAUCUAUUAGCAACAAAAAUCGUUAGAAUGAAGAAAGGGCCUGAAGUUCAAAUUCGCGAUUUAUUUUUAUGAUUUAUGUGUAGAAUUUAGUAUUUUAUUACUUCACCUAUUUAUAUAGUGGCAACAUCGCAAAUUAACGUAAUUUUGAUACAAACAUGCAUUUAUUUAUGUCCAUAUUGGGACAUUAAACAUUCCCAUUUUUUCUCACCGCCUUGAUUAGUCAUAUCAGCGAUAUUGUUUCGACUUGGAUCACUUUAAAACUAGACGACUUAAUAAAUGCUGUACAAUACAUGUAUGAGUAAAUCUUUUGAUAUCGCCCUUUUGUCAAUAACUAGAAAUAGAAUAAAUUCGAAAUUAUG
Messenger RNA from Pieris brassicae (large cabbage white), 3078 nucleotides. Its product is annotated as ubiquitin carboxyl-terminal hydrolase 3-like. Gene Ontology annotation, molecular function: zinc ion binding; cysteine-type deubiquitinase activity. The record is from RefSeq and is a predicted model, not a curated record. Gene Ontology annotation, cellular component: cytoplasm. NCBI's taxonomy places the organism in Eukaryota, Metazoa, Arthropoda, Insecta, Lepidoptera, Pieridae. The transcript is spliced from 10 exons. The coding region runs from base 190 to 1899 and encodes 569 amino acids. Gene Ontology annotation, biological process: protein deubiquitination.